UUGUUCAUCUUUGUCUUGUGGUUGUCAAGCGGUCUGGAUUUGAGUGCACGCUUUUGGUUUGGCAGCCCUUCGGCAACUCGUGAGAGUGGCCGAACAGUGGUCGGUAGACGUGCCUAGAGGACCACAGGUUGCAGCCCUGGGGGACGCCCCAAGGGUGGAGGAGAGCCAGGGACACCUGGUAGUCUCCUAUUGUAAGGAAGCUGACCAAGUUCAGCUGUUGGAUCAGAAAUUAUCCAGACCGCGCCCAUCUGAUUCCGUUACGAGUUUGUGGCGGAAAAGGUGGGUUAGGUGGGUCAUCGUGUCUGUAACAUUUUUGUUAUUUGUGUUGUUGGCGACGUACGAACUGACGAUGGGACAGACUGUGACAACUCCUCUUAGUUUGACCUUAUACCAUUGGACUGAAGUAAAGGGAAGAGGUCGCGACCUAUCAGUUGAGAUCAGGAAGGGACCGUGGCGGACCUUCUGCUCCUCAGAGUGGCCCACUUUUAAUGUAGGGUGGCCAAAAGAAGGAACCUUUGACCUAUCUGUUAUUUUUGCUGUUAAGGAAAUUGUUUUUCAGAAAGGACCUGGAGCCCAUCCGGAUCAGCAGCCCUACAUCGUGGUCUGGCAGGACCUGGUGCAGAAUCCACCCCCCUGGACUCGACCUUGGGUUGCAAAACCCAAGCCCCGGCCGGACGCUCGAGUUCUAGCUAUCCGAUCUCCCAGUCCUGGGGGAAAUACCAGCCCCCCGGGCCCCCCCAAGAAGAUUUAUCCCGAAACCCAGGCUGACCUCCUUCUCCUUGACUCACCACCCCCAUAUCCUCCUGCCUUAGUUCCAGUCGAGGGUCGAGAGGAGCCUGAAGUGUCGCCGGCCCCUGUGGUUGCCCCUUCCGCUCCCUCAACUGAGCCUCUGUUAGGACCGGCGCACGGCGCCAGGAGCCGCGACCGCUGGCAGUCCCCCGACACCACCGUCGCCCUUCCCUUAAGAGCUUAUGGGCCCCCGCCUGUGGCGACGGAAGGAGGACCGGCUCCUCUUCAGCCCCUCCAGUAUUGGCCUUUUUCCUCCGCUGACUUGUAUAACUGGAAGACUAAUCAUCCUCCCUUUUCAGAGGACCCUCAGCGCUUAACUGGGUUGGUGGAGUCUUUAAUGUCCUCUCAUCAGCCCACAUGGGAUGAUUGCCAGCAGCUACUGCAGACUCUUUUCACUACCGAAGAGAGGGAGAGGAUCCUGUUAGAAGCAAGGAAGAACGUGCCGGGAGCAGAUGGACGGCCCACUCAGCUCCCCAACAUCAUCGAGGCUGCCUUUCCUCUCUCUCGGCCUGAUUGGGAUUUCAACACGGCAGAAGGUAGGGAGCAACUGACCGUCUAUCGCCAGACUCUAGUGGCUGGCCUCAGAGGGGCAGCGAGACGCCCCACCAAUUUGGCUAAGGUAAGAGAGGUUAUCCAGGGGGCCACGGAACCCCCGUCGGUAUUUCUCGAGCGCUUAAUGGAAGCUUUCAGAUGUUAUACCCCGUUUGACCCUACCUCGGAGGGGCAAAGGGCUUCCGUGGCCAUGGCUUUUAUAGGGCAGUCAGCAUUAGAUAUCAAGAGGAAAUUGCAGAGAAUAGAAGGGUUACAGGAUUAUACCCUACAGGAUUUAGUCAAGGAGGCGGAGAAAGUGUAUCAUAAGAGGGAAACUGAGGAAGAGAAGGAGCAAAGGAAAGAGAAGGAGAGAGAAGAGAGAGAAAACGAGAGAGAUCGUAAGCAGGAGAAAAACCUGACACGGAUUUUGGCCGCUGUAGUAAAUGAGAAAGGACAGGAACAAACCCAGAGUAGGGCUAAGAGAUCAGGUAACCUGGGCAACCGCACCCCAUUAGAUAAAGAUCAGUGUGCAUACUGCAAGGAAAAAGGUCACUGGGCUAGGGAGUGCCCUAAGCUAAAGAAGAAGAACGGAUCCUCCAAGAAAGUGCUAGCUCUGGAGGACGACGAUUAGCGGGGACGGGGCUCGGAACCCCUCCCCGAGCCUAGGGUAACACUAGAAGUGGAGGGGAGGCCAGUUGAGUUCCUGGUGGACACAGGGGCCCAACACUCGGUCCUACUCGAACCGGCUGGACCUGUCUCCCACAAGAAAUCGUGGGUCAUAGGAGCCACGGGGCACCAGCAAUACUCAUGGACUACCCGAAGAACGGUAGACUUAGGAACGGGCCGGGUAACCCACUCGUUUCUAGUCAUCCCCGAGUGUCCUGCACCCCUACUUGGGAGAGAUCUCCUAACCAAAAUGGGAGCCCAAAUUACCUUCACCCCUGAUGGCCCGGAGGUGACUCAGGGCAAGAGAAUGGCUACCGCUCUGACCAUACACCUAGAUGAUGAACAUAGACUUUUUGAGGAACAGGGAGCAGAGAUAAGUCACAUAAAUGACUGGUUGAACAAGUAUCCGGGAGCAUGGGCCGAGACGGCCGGAACAGGACUAGCUACAGGAAGGCCGCCUGUAGUCAUAGAACUUAAGGCCACUUCUACUCCUGUGGCCGUACGCCAAUAUCCCAUGACGAAGGAGGCCCGGGAAGGAAUUAGGCCCCAUAUCCAGCGCCUCCUUCAGCAAGGCAUCCUAGUGAAAUGUCAGUCUCCGUGGAACACUCCCCUGUUACCUGUUAAGAAGCCCGGCACAGGAGACUACCGCCCGGUACAGGACUUAAGGGAAGUAAACAAGCAGGUACAGGAUAUCCACCCCACAGUACCUAACCCUUACAGCUUGCUGAGUUCUCUCCCCCCGGACCACGUGUGGUAUACUGUCUUGGAUUUAAAGGACGCUUUCUUCUGCCUGUGACUACACCCCUCCAGCCAGAACAUUUUUGCAUUCGAGUGGAGGGACCCUGGCUCUGGGACUACAGGACAACUGACUUGGACUCUACUACCCCAGGGCUUCAAGAAUUCCCUGACCCUCUUCGAUGAGGCGCUCCAUCAGGACUUAGCCUACUUCCGCGCCAGCCAUCCCCAGGUAACGCUCCUGCAGUACGUAGACCACUUGCUGCUGGCUGGGGCCACGGAGGAGGAGUGCCGACGGGGCACGGGACUGUUGCUAGAAGAACUCACCCGCCUAGGAGAUUGAGCCUCCGCCAAGAAGGCCCAGAUUUGCCGAAGAGAGGUAAUGUACUUGGGGUACGCCCUAAAAGGGGGGCAGAGAUGGCUAACGGAGGCCAGGAAACAAACUGUGACCCAGAUACCCGCUCCUCGCUCACCUCGCCAGGUGCGAGAAUUUUUAGGGACUGCGGGGUUCUGCCGCUUGUGGAUCCCCGGAUUCGCUACCCUGGCCGCUCCCCUCUAUCCUCUAACUAGAGAGGGUGCCCCGUUUGAGUGGGGUAAUGACCAACAGCAGGCCUUUGAUGACAUCAAGAAGGCAUUACUAUCAGCCCCGGCCCUGGCGUUACCGGACGUAGCCAAGCCCUUAUAUGUGGACGAGAGAAAGGGAAUAGCCCGAGGGGUGCUAACCCAGCCUCUAGGACCAUGGAAGAGGCCGGUAGCCUACCUCUCUAAGAAGCUGGAUCCUGUUGCUAGUGGCUGGCCUGCCUGUCUGAGGUCCGUGGCGGCAGUAGCGGUGUUGGUAAAGGAUGCUGAUAAAUUAACAAUGGGGCAGAAACUAACGGUCAUUGCCCCCCACUCCUUGGAGAGCAUCAUCAGGUAGCCCCCUGAUCGGUGGCUGUCCAACGCUCGUAUGACACACUACCAGAGUCUCCUCCUAAAUGGAGACAGGAUCUUGUGGCCGCCUGCGGUCCUCAACCCGGCUACCCUACUACCCGACGCGUCCACCCAGGAGAGUGUACUGCACACUUGCCAAGAGAUACUGGCAGAAGAAACGGGGACCCGAGAGGACCUCCGAGACCAACCCCUGCCAGACGCUCAGCUGACCUGGUUCACUGAUGGAAGCAGCUACAUAAUAGAAGGUAAAAGGGUGGCCGGGGCGGCGGUGGUGGACGAUGAGCAAACUAUCUGGGCAAGCAGCCUGCCUGAGGGGACCUCGGCUCAGAAGGCCGAGUUAGUAGCUCUGACUCAGGCCCUAUGGUUGGCCGAAGGGAAGAAGAUUAAUAUCUAUACUGAUAGCAGGUAUGCCUUUGCCACCGCCCAUGUCCAUGGUGCUAUCUACCAGCAGCGGGGGCUACUAACCUCGGCCGGGAAAGAAAUCAAAAAUAAAGAGGAAAUUCUAAGCCUGCUAGAGGCCAUUCACCUCCCUAAGAAAGUGGCAAUUAUUCAUUGUCCUGGACAUCAAAAAGGAGGGUCCAGAGUUGCUGGAGGGAACCAAAGGGCUGAUAGAGAAGCCAAGCAGGUGGCUCAGGGACUUAACAUCCUAUCCUUGACCAGGGAAAAACCAAGGCCUCACCCUGAGGACGGGAUAUACCCCUCUAUUAGAAACUUUGAAUAUUCAGAACCGGACCUUGAGAGGAUGGAUAGAUUAGGAUUCCACCUGGAGUCCCCGGAGGGGAUCCGAGAAACCUCAGAAGGAAAAAGAAUCCUCCCGGAAAAACAGGCUGUUAUUUUCCUCAGAUACCUUCAUAAGUUAACUCAUCUGGGCCCAAAGCAUUUAAGAACUAUUGCCCAAUCUUCACCGUAUUAUAUCAUGAAACUAGGAGAGCUCGCCGAUACGACUGUAAAGGAAUGCAGGCCCUGCCAGAUGGUGAACGCCCAGCCCAGCAAGCUAUCUCAAGGCAAACGGCUCCGAGGAGACCGCCCUGGGAGUUACUGGGAGGUGGACUUUACUGAGGUGAAACCAGCCAGGUAUGGAUACAGAUACUUAUUGGUAUUCAUAGAUACAUUUUCAGGCUGGGUCGAAGCAUUCCCCACCAAGAAGGAGACUGCUCAGAUGGUGGCCAAGAAAAUACUAGAAGACAUCUUUCCGAGAUUCGGGGUGCCUAAGGUAAUUGGGUCGGACAACGGCCCCGCAUUUGUUGCCCAGAUUAAAAGCCCUUGAGACUGUGCAGAGAGAAGUGUGAAAUCGGCUGGCCGUGGCCUACAAGCCAGGAGACCUACAAGUGCCUCAUCAGUUCCAGGUCGGAGACUUGGUGUAUAUUCGGCGCCAUCGUACGGCCAGCUUGGAACCAAGGUGGAAAGGACCAUACAUAGUGCUGCUCACGACUCCAACGGCAGUAAAGGUCGAUGGCGUCGCCGCCUGGAUCCACGCCUCACAUAUCAAGCCCGCGCCACAACCGGACCCCGCGUGGAAA
Messenger RNA from Myotis daubentonii (Daubenton's bat), 5171 nucleotides. RefSeq lists its product as uncharacterized. The record is from RefSeq and is a predicted model, not a curated record. NCBI's taxonomy places the organism in Eukaryota, Metazoa, Chordata, Mammalia, Chiroptera, Vespertilionidae.